CAGAGCUGGGCAGGUGGAUGCGGCUGGAAGAUGGCGCCCUCGGGCCCGGGCAGCGUCAGGCGGCGGUGCCGGCGGGUGCUGUACUGGAUCCCGGUGGUGUUCAUCAGCCUCCUCCUGGGCUGGUCCUACUACGCCUACGCCAUCCAGCUCUGCCUAGUUUCCAUGGAAAACAUUGGCGAACAAGUUGUGUGCUUGUUGGCUUAUCAUCUACUUUUCGCGAUGUUUGUCUGGUCGUACUGGAAAACUAUCUUUACAUUACCAAUGAAUCCUUCAAAAGAAUUCCAUCUCUCUUAUGCAGAGAAAGAAUUGUUGGAGAGAGAGCCAAGAGGAGAAGCCCAUCAGGAAGUUCUUAGGCGAGCAGCCAAGGAUCUUCCCAUCUAUACCAGGACCAUGUCUGGAGCCAUCCGCUACUGUGACAGAUGCCAACUUAUAAAACCAGAUCGCUGCCAUCACUGUUCCGUCUGCGAUAAAUGUAUUUUGAAGAUGGAUCAUCAUUGCCCAUGGGUGAACAAUUGUGUUGGAUUUUCAAAUUAUAAAUUCUUCCUCCUUUUCUUGGCUUAUUCUCUGCUGUACUGCCUUUUUAUCGCUGCUACAGACUUACAGUAUUUUGUCAAAUUUUGGACAAAUGGUCUACCAGAUACUCAAGCCAAGUUCCAUAUUAUGUUUCUAUUCUUUGCUGCAGCUAUGUUUUCUGUCAGCUUAUCUUCUCUGUUUGGCUAUCAUUGUUGGCUAGUCAGCAAAAAUAAAUCUACAUUAGAGGCAUUCAGGAGUCCAGUAUUUCGACAUGGAACUGAUAAGAAUGGAUUCAGUUUGGGUUUCAGUAAAAACAUGCGACAAGUUUUUGGUGAUGAGAAGAAGUACUGGUUGCUACCCAUUUUUUCAAGUCUGGGUGAUGGCUGCUCCUUCCCAACUUGCCUUGUUAACCAGGAUCCUGAACAACCAUCCACUCCUGCAGGACUGAAUUCAACAGCUAAAAAUCCUGAAAACCAUCCGUUUCCUGCAAAGCCACUGAGAGAAUCCCAAAGCCACCUUCUUACUGACUCUCAGUCUUGGACAGAAAGCAACAUAAACCCUGGAAGAGGCAAAGCUGGUAUGAGCAAUCCUGCAUUAACCAUGGAGAAUGAGACUUAAUCCUCAAGCAAAAUAAAUUCAUGCUUUAUUAAAGUAUCGAUGCUGUACAUGGAUGAAAGAGGCUCCCAUAUGAAGGCACCGUUUGGAUAUGCAGAAUAUGAGUUGAUUGCAAGUUGUUACUUAAAACAUAACACACUUUUGAUCCAAUAUACAGUGUUAUAAAUGAGAUUAUUAAAUAUUAAAAUUAAUUAUGAUUUAUGAAUAAAAGAGGAAGUAUCUUCUAUCAAAAACUUGGCCUAAAUUCAUGGGCCAGUUUUCACCUAAAUGAUGUGGAUAGUACAGUUUAUUACUUAAAAUCCUUAUUGAUCAUCUGACUUUUUUAUUUCAAAAAUUGAGACUGUUAAGAUAUUGUUUCAGAUUUAAAAGAUUUCAUGUCAUAUUAUAAUGUGCUUGAUUUGUAAAAUCUAUGUUACCAUUAAGAAGGUAGAGGAAAUAAACCAGACUUCUUUUGCUUUUUCCUUCUGAUAGGAAAUGAGCCUCAGACUUAAUGACCUGUCAUAGCUAUGACUUCAUUACAAAGUCCAAAUGGCCUGUACUUGAAGAUCACCAUCCAUUUUUAUCAGACUUUAAUCUACUUCUAGACUUUGCUCCCCAUUGGAAAAUAAGUAUGAACAUUGAAGCUGGAGCUUUCUGAUCAAGCAAAUGGCUAGAACACAUUUCUGAGAAUGAAUCCAAUGUUCUUACAAAAUAAUUUUAUAUCAGAAACACUUUUCAUCUUUUCUGAUUUUCGUAAUUGGAGGGAAAUCUGCAAUGUUAUUGACUUCCGAUACACUUUUAUGGGCUUAGGUUUUUACAAACAUCUUUUUAGGUCAUUUCUCCUAUUGAAUUUAGUAAAAGUAUUGAACUUCUGUUAAGAAUUCCUUUUGGGUCAAUGGAUUCUCCCUCCAGUAAUAUCUCUAUUAUUUGUCCUGUUAAUCCUCCAGUGGUAUCUAUAUUAUUUUUGUGUCUUCUCAUCAAAACUAUGACAGUAAAAGUAUAUGUUUCCUUAAGUACCUAUCAAGAUUAAAUUAUGCAAAUCAUUAAACAAAAAUCAUAUUGUUUUGGAAAUUUAGUUCAGUAUGAACUAAAUGGCAUGCUAUUUGAAAAUUUAGUUUAAGAUAAAAAGAUGUUUUUGUUGAUGCCAAAAUGUUUGGCUUCACUAAAUAUACUAAGAAGCUCUUGUGCCUUGU
Lepus europaeus (European hare) is the source of this 2300-nucleotide messenger RNA. It is a transcript of the gene ZDHHC2, whose product is annotated as zinc finger DHHC-type palmitoyltransferase 2. Gene Ontology annotation, cellular component: endoplasmic reticulum; Golgi apparatus. The transcript has 13 exons. The record is from RefSeq and is a predicted model, not a curated record. Lineage: Eukaryota; Metazoa; Chordata; Mammalia; Lagomorpha; Leporidae. Gene Ontology annotation, biological process: protein targeting to membrane; peptidyl-L-cysteine S-palmitoylation. Gene Ontology annotation, molecular function: protein-cysteine S-palmitoyltransferase activity. The coding region runs from base 31 to 1131 and encodes 366 amino acids.